ACAGUAGAUCGUUACUUUUCGUUGAGUGUGUGUUGCAUCGAAGAGUCCGAUAAUAAUGGUCAAAUCUACUGUUUCGUUAAUAGUUAUAUGCAUAACUGCGUACAGUACUUUUGCGUCACCAGUGCCAAACAAAAAAGACAAACGUACCGAUUUUAAUGCUAACGUAUUGUAUGAUCAACGACAAGAAGGAGAAUGGAAUGUCAGAGCCCAUCUAGACAAUUUUUUGAUAAUGGUGAUCCCAACGCACACAAUAGCAGAAGCUGCAAACCCCACUCUCUUAGAUUUAUUAUUGUCAAAGUCUAUACCUAAAGGUAGCCAUUUGAAAAGAAUCAAGCAUGUUAAAAAACAGCAAGCUCCAGAUACAGCAUUAGAAACCCAACAUUUCAUAGAAUCAAAGACAGCUCCUUAUCACGUGGAUUUAACUAAACCUAGUGCAGAUGUUAAACCUACACCUACUGAAGAAGUAGUGGUAGCUAAUUCACCUAGUAUCAAAGUACUAAAGGCAGAUGCAACUAUAAUUCCUAGUCACACAAGGUCCGCCAGAAUAUCGAGGCAUUUUGUUUUCACUAUACCAACUGAGGAAGAAUACAUCGCAACUCGUAACGUAGAACCCAAAUCAGUGCUUAGAAAACACAAAAAAACAAUAAAAGAAAAGCCUAAAGCGGAAUUGAAAUUAUUGGGAGCAGAAAAUGAACAAUGUGGACCUGAUCUAGUUAGAGAUUCUUAUGGAAUUUGUACUGUUUUAAAACACUAGAUUAGAAUAUUGUAAAUAAUUUAUUAUUAUAUUUUUAUUUCUGAUUAAAAUCUUAACAAUG
Messenger RNA from Diorhabda sublineata, 815 nucleotides. RefSeq lists its product as uncharacterized. Lineage: Eukaryota; Metazoa; Arthropoda; Insecta; Coleoptera; Chrysomelidae. The record is from RefSeq and is a predicted model, not a curated record. The transcript has 3 exons. Bases 56 to 754 code for a protein of 232 amino acids.